AGUUUUCUUUGACAUUGAAAGCUCACCGAUCAUAAAACAAAUAAUUACUCAAAAGUUGACACAUACCUACAACGCGCCCCUGCUAUUUCAGACGGGAUUAGAAAAUUAGCUUUGGAAUAAACAACUGAUGUAUGUUUGUGUGAAACUGGUCGUCCUUUAGUGUGACAAUAAAAGGACUAAUCAACCACUAUAACCAACAACUUCUGCGCUCAAAAUCUCUACGCCAUGGCGAUCCGAAGAGCGGUGAUUCAAGUUCUUGUAAUAAAAUGUAUGCUGUUAAUAGCAAAUGCAGCAAUAGAAGUACCUACAGCCAAGCCAGGAUGCCAAGACAGAUGUGGGAAUGUCAGCAUCCCAUACCCUUUCGGCACCAUAGAGAACUGUUACUACGACCCUGAAUUCCUCAUAACAUGUGAUGAAACUUUCGAUCCUCCGCAAGCGUUCUUGACAGGAAGCCCAAUCAAUGUCACUAACAUUACCCUUCAAGGGAAGAUGCAUGUCCUGCAGUUCGUAGCUAGCGAUUGCUAUAAUGCAUCAGGUGCAGGAGUCUAUAACAACGUACCAAGUCUGCAGCUUUCCAAAUUUGUAAUCUCCUAUUCUGAUAACAAAUUCGUCACUGUUGGUUGUGACACCGAAGCAACGAUUCAAGGGAGGCAAGGGCGCGAAGGAUACAUGAGUACAGGAUGUAGUACAAAGUGUGACAGCAUCGACAGUAUAUCCAAUGGUUCUUGUUCUGGAAUUGGGUGUUGCCAGGUAUCGCUUCCUGAAUCUGUAAGUAACUUUAAUGUCACGGCGAGUAGCUUUAACAAUCAUAGAGGUGUUUGGAACUUUAGUCCUUGUAGCUAUGGGUUUGUUGUUGAAGAAGACCAAUUCAAUUUCACUUCCAAUUUACUUCAAGAUCUGCAAAAUGGUCAAAAACUUCCAAUGGUUCUUGAUUGGACGAUCGGGAAUGAAUCGUGCAAAAUACUUCAAGAGAAAAUGAUGCCUUCUGAAUGUGAAGGAAAUAGUGCUUGUUAUGAUCCGGAUAAUGGGUCAACGGGAUAUCGUUGCAAGUGCUUUGAUGGUUUUGAUGGAAAUCCAUACCUCUCUAAUGACUGCCAAGAUAUUGAUGAAUGUGAAGAUCAAACUCUGAAUGACUGUGAAAGAAUUUGCACCAACACAGUAGGGAAUUACACAUGUUCUUGUCCUAAGGGUUAUCAUGGUGAUGGAAGAAAAGCCGGAAAUGGUUGCACGAUGAAUCGAUCCCUAGUGAUUCCUAUCGCGGUUGGAAUCAGUGUAGGAGUAACAGCAUUGCUAAUUUGCAUUACUUGGUUAUACUGGGGAAUCCAGAGAUGGAAAUUCAUCAAACUCAGAGAAAAGUUCUUCAAGCAAAAUGGAGGUUUGAUGCUGCAACAACAGAUUUCAGGAUUGGAAGGAUCUGCUACUGAUUUUGCCAAAAUCUUCACAGCCGAAGAGCUCGAAAAGGCCACCAACAACUACGACGAAAAAAGAAUCGUUGGAAGGGGAGGGUAUGGAACAGUUUAUAAAGGAAUUUUAACAGAUGGAAGACUUGUUGCCAUCAAGAAGUCCAAAUUCAUGGACGAAAACCAAAUCGAGCCAUUCAUCAAUGAAGUGAUUGUUCUUUCACAAAUCAACCAUAGAAAUGUUGUGAAGCUUCUGGGAUGUUGUUUAGAGACCCAGGUUCCAUUACUGGUUUACGAAUACAUAGCCAACGACACCCUCUCCGGUCACCUCAACAGCAAGACUAAAACCUCGAGGCUGCCUUGGGAAAUUCGUCUCAGGAUCGCCGCGGAAACUGCUGGAGUUUUAUCAUAUCUGCAUUAUGCAGCUUCAGUGCCAAUUAUACACCGAGACGUCAAGUCCACAAACAUUCUCCUAGACGAUACUUACACUGCAAAAGUGUCCGAUUUCGGUGCUUCAAGACUGGUUCCACUAGACCAAACCGAACUAUCAACAAUGGUGCAAGGGACUUUCGGAUAUUUAGACCCAGAAUACUUGCACACAAGCCAAUUGACAGAGAAGAGUGAUGUUUACAGCUUCGGAGUUGUCCUCGUCGAGUUACUUACUGGACAAGAAGCACUGUCUUUCCAAAGGCCUGAAGAACAGAGAAAUCUGGCAAUGUAUUUUAUUUCCGCGCUGAAAGGGGAUCGAUUGCUCGAAGUUAUGGAGGAUUGUGUAGUGAAUGAGUGUGAUACACAGAAGCUGAAGGAGGUCGCGGAAUUGGCGAGACGGUGUUUGAAAGUGAAAGGAGAGGAGAGACCAACAAUGAAGGAAGUGGCAAUGGAACUGGAGGGGUUGAGGAUAGCGUCAAGGCAUACAUGGGCUAAUAGUGAUGGAACAGAGUUGCAAGAGACAGAGCAUUUGCUUGGUGAUGAUAGAUCAGAUGGUUUGAGUUUCUGUUAUGGGACUAAUGGUAGCACAAGUAUGGGAUAUGAUAGUGUAAAGAACCAUGUACUUUUGCCAGUACAUGGUGGAAGGUGAAUUCUUUUUCUCUUCUGCUAUUCUAAAGUGAUUCUUUUUCU
Tripterygium wilfordii is the source of this 2519-nucleotide messenger RNA. RefSeq names its product putative wall-associated receptor kinase-like 16. Gene Ontology annotation, cellular component: plasma membrane. Gene Ontology annotation, molecular function: protein serine/threonine kinase activity; calcium ion binding; polysaccharide binding. NCBI's taxonomy places the organism in Eukaryota, Viridiplantae, Streptophyta, Magnoliopsida, Celastrales, Celastraceae. The record is from RefSeq and is a predicted model, not a curated record. The transcript is spliced from 3 exons. The coding region runs from base 226 to 2478 and encodes 750 amino acids. Gene Ontology annotation, biological process: cell surface receptor signaling pathway; protein phosphorylation.